Messenger RNA from Jaminaea rosea, 1380 nucleotides. RefSeq lists its product as hypothetical. Bases 457 to 1215 code for a protein of 252 amino acids. The transcript has a single exon. The record is from RefSeq and is a predicted model, not a curated record. Lineage: Eukaryota; Fungi; Basidiomycota; Exobasidiomycetes; Microstromatales.
CGCAAAUUGCCCGGCCAAAUGAUGAAGGAGCAAGCCAACGUACCGCCUGUGGGAAGUGUCAAUACAGGGGUGAGCGUGUCCACGGGGCAGCCGAGCGCCAAGCAACGCAACAAGCAGAAGUAUUGGUCAAGGUGAGUGAUACGAGUCUUGGCGUAAUUCACGGGCAACAGCCUUCAUUCAGUCUUUUCAUUCAUUCAUCACCAUCAUAUCGUUCUCAGGAGCAGGGGCAGAGGCAGAGGCAGAGGCAGAGGCAGGGGCACGAAGACUCACUGAAAUGGACGUUGCCUUUUUUCUGCUUUUCCCUGCUUGGCUAGCAUUGCAUCCACUCAAGGCGGUGGCGUCUCCCCUCCCAUUCGCAAAGUCAAAGGUGUCAAGGGUCUCUUCCGCCACGACUUGAUCAACGGAGCACCACCUACUACACCGCAGGCAGUACCGCGCUACGGCAUCUCCCCAGGAAUGGCCGCCGCAGGCAUGGCAGCCAUUCAGGCAGGGACGGCCCACCUCGCUACAGCUACCUCCUCUACCGCGGGUGACCACGUCACCGCUGCGCGCGACGACGGCGACUUUGACAGUGACUUCGAAGGGGUGACUGCGACGCCUUCGCUCGGAUAUGGGCAUGACCAGCAGCAAGGCGACUUCGACGAGGAUGAAACAGACGCAGCCAUCGAUGCGAGCUUGCGCACGGCUGCCGCAGCUGCCGGUGCUGCAAUGAGCGCCGAGGUCAAGCCCAAGUCGACGGACGCAACCGAUCUGUCGACGAUACCCAGCCCAAUCCUUCCUCUACCCACACGCGAGGAAGCCAGAGGCCUCAAUCAAUCUCUCGCCCGAAAGAAGCUCGCCUCGAUCGCUGCGGGCGAAGGCAGCGACACCGACACUAGCACAUCAAGCAUCGAAGAGAGUGCACGCAGCAAGUUGCGCCCCAGCUUGACGGGGGCAAGGGAGAGACGCGAAAAGAUGAAGAGCAUUAAGGAGAAGAAUGGUCAGGGAGGCGCAGCCGGCCUUGAGGGGGGCGAUGGGCAGCAAACAGGGAGUGCGGGCAGUCAGGCUGCGGAGGAUAAGGGUAAGACCAAGAGCAUGGGCAAGGUAAAGGGUACAAAGGGCAAGACCAAGGCCCAGGACAACAGCAAGAGCUUCUCACCCAUCGAGGACGACGAUGACGACGACGAGUCGGACAUCUCAGACCCAAAGCUCAACGCUGCUGCGACGCAGACGUAAGCGGCGACAGGUAGCCGAGCUCUUCGCAGCGAGCGGGCCAGGCAGCAGCCCCUCUUCUGCGUCUCGAUCAAUCAUUCAGCACACUCCAAGAAAUUCACCUCAACAUCGAUAUCCACUGUCAUCCGUUCAAUUACGUCAUCUCAUACGAUCAAAUUUGUGACCAUC